ACCUACAUACAUCUAGCAGUACAAUCUCUAUGACAGCAGCAAACUUAUUUUUGUAUAAAAAAACAAACGUUUUUUUCCCAACAUCUCUCUCUCUCUCUCUUCUCUCUUCUCUCUCUCUCAUAAGCUAAACGGCAGACACACACAACCUAGAAGACACUUUUUCCAAAGCACCUCACUUCCAUCCCUUGUCCCCCUGCUCUCUCCCUUGCCUUCAUGUCCACUGCAAGGUAUGCUCAAAGCUCAAAACUACUUUCCGAAAUACCAAGUGAAUGGCAGCAAGACCAUGAGGUAGGGAAGAAGAUCAAGAGUGAGUCCGCGGCGGAGGCGGACCGGAUGAUGGCGGCAGCACGGAGGAGUAGCAGCCUGCCUGCAGCAGGCGUCGGACCAGGAUCAACACCGUCGUUCAACACGAUGACCCCAUGUGCCGCGUGUAAGCUGCUCCGGCGGCGGUGCGCGCAGGAGUGCCCCUUCUCACCUUUUUUCUCGCCGCUAGAGCCGCACAAGUUCGCCUCCGUUCACAAGGUCUUCGGCGCCAGCAACGUCUCCAAGAUGCUUCUGGAGGUACACGAGAGCCAGCGCGGCGACGCGGCCAACAGCCUGGUGUACGAGGCGAACCUGCGGCUCCGCGACCCCGUCUACGGCUGCAUGGGCGCCAUCCUCACCCUGCAGCAGCAGGUGCACGCCCUCGAGGCCGAGCUCGCCGCCGUCCGCGCCGAGAUCCUCAAGCACAGGUACCGCCCUGCCGCCGCGGCGUCCGCGGUGCCCAACGUGCCCCCGUCCUCGCACGCCUCCCAGCUCCUCGCCGCCGGAGGCCACCGGCCGGCUGGGUCGCUGGGGCUGGCCGCGCCGGGGGCGGGGCCUGUGCCUUCCGCGUCGUCGUCAACCACGGUGUAUGCCACGGCGUCGAGCUCCACGGACUACAGCUCCAUCACGCACGAGAAUGUUCCAUAUUUUGGUUGAGGCCGUUGUACUAGUCUAGCGUUAACGACUGAGAGCUUCUUUGGAUGUAACUUAAUUUUGUUUGCCUCUUUUCUACACGUAGUAGACCUUGCGAAAGUACUGGAAUAACAGGCUUUUUCUGGAAAUUAUUUUGCUUUAA
Aegilops tauschii subsp. strangulata is the source of this 1099-nucleotide messenger RNA. The record is from RefSeq and is a predicted model, not a curated record. NCBI's taxonomy places the organism in Eukaryota, Viridiplantae, Streptophyta, Magnoliopsida, Poales, Poaceae.